AGGCAAUGAAUGACAUCGCCGCCGAGAUGAUGGGAUCGUGAUCUGAUGUGACGAGUUGACAACACUAUAACUCAGGAGACUAACUCACAAGGGCCAUAUCAGUGUGACAACUGCGUGUCUCGGAAAUCACGCCAGAACCAAAUCAUCACCUUUGUGACUCUGUCAACUCUUUGUUCACGAGGCAUUCUUGGCCCACCAUUACACCCAACACCAACUGUCAAGAUGGCUCCUGAACCCCGUGCACGGCUAGAGGUGCCCAUCUUCGGCCCAGAUGACGGCCCAUUGGCGGUCUCACUCGGAGCCAGCCGCCUUGAGCUCAACCGAGCCGGAUCCUACGCCCUCGGCGGAACAACCCCCACCCUCGCCGAGCUCACCACCCUCCUCACCUCCCUCACUCCCACCCCAAUCUCAACCUCAACCCCAACCUCCCCAAACCACACCCAAAGAGUCCCAAUCCGCAUCAUGAUCCGCCCCCGCGGCCCCCCUCCCACCAUCACCAUCACCACCACCACCACCACCACCACCACCCCCUCCUCCCAAAACAAGCCCCAAAACAACUCCUCCCAAACCACCCCCCAAGACUUCAUCUACACCCCCACCGAGCACGCCACCAUGGCAUCCUCGAUCCGCGAGUUCGCCACCUCAGGCCUGCUCUCGCCCGCCCUCGGCGACGGGUUUGUGCUGGGCGUCCUGCGCCGCAGCAACGAUGAUGAUGGCAGGGUUGUAUUAGAUGGGGAGCGGCAUCGGGAGCUGGUUGGGUACGCGGGUCAAGUGCCAUGGGACGUUAUCUCAACGGCAUACAGCUGCCACCCCCCCGAAGAUACCCCCCCGGGCCAUUCAACCAUCCUCGAAAAGGCCAGCGAAGCCUCCGACUCGUCCACGAGGCGCCACGUUGCAGCGAGCAUCCCGCUCACGUAG
Messenger RNA from Chaetomium fimeti, 918 nucleotides. RefSeq lists its product as uncharacterized. Lineage: Eukaryota; Fungi; Ascomycota; Sordariomycetes; Sordariales; Chaetomiaceae. The record is from RefSeq and is a predicted model, not a curated record. Gene Ontology annotation, molecular function: copper ion binding. Bases 223 to 918 code for a protein of 231 amino acids. The transcript is spliced from 4 exons.